Molecule: messenger RNA, 347 nt
Organism: Rubroshorea leprosula
Lineage: Eukaryota; Viridiplantae; Streptophyta; Magnoliopsida; Malvales; Dipterocarpaceae
Source: the annotation of a GenBank genome assembly
UAUAUUUCUUGACUUUUCCUUUUGUUUUAGCUCAAUAUGCUAAGAAGAAGGAUCCACUUCACAAGAAGGGAAUAUUGGCAUCUCUGGUAGGUUCCGUGGCUGCAGUCAUGCUUUUCAUGGCCAUCUGCAUAUAUUGUUUUGUAAGGAGGAAAAUAAAAGGGACAGGAAGACGAAGUUACAGAAGUUCAUCAUUCUUUGUGAACUCUUUAAAUAGAAAGGAUGAAAUUGAUAAAAAUGACAGCAGUACAGAUUUGCCAUUCUUUAAUUUGAGCACCAUAGCUGCAGCUACAAAUAAUUUCUCUCUUGAAAAUAAACUUGGAGAAGGUGGUUUCGGCUCUGUUUAUAAG